AUGUGUCGUAGCGGGAUACUUGCGCUCGUUCUCGUUCCUACGAUUAUAUCGUGCGUUGUAGCGGAGGACUACCUAAGAGAAUAUGACUUCCGGAGAGAAAGAAGCCAUAGGGGCGGUGGUUACCUGCCUGGAAAUCUUCAAGAUACGCGAAUUCACUCUCACGGGCAAGUAGAGCAUCUCUAUGGCAGCAAAGACCAGAACGCGGUGCUGUUUUCGGGAGGCAUUCGUAGAGACGCACCGGCAGGUUUCGAAAUGAACGAACGUUUCUACGACCUGUUACCCAACUACGCCCGCAGGCAGGUUGAUGACAGAAGCAAAUACGACCCGCCUCCCAUCAACCCCUCUCGCAGGCAGGUUGAUGACAGAAGCAAAUACGACCCGCCUCCUAUCAACCCCUCUCGCAGGCAGGUUGAUGACAGAAGCAAAUACGACCCGCCUCCUAUCAACCCCUCUCGCAGGCAGGUUGAUGACAGAAGCAAAUACGACCCGCCUCCUAUCAACCCCUCUCGCAGGCAGGUUGAUGACAGAAGCAAAUACGACCCGCCUCCUAUCAACCCCUCUCGCAGGCAGGUUGAUGACAGAAGCAAAUACGACCCGCCUCCUAUCAACCCCUCUCGCAGGCAGGUUGAUGACAGAAGCAAAUACGACCCGCCUCCUAUCAACCCCUCUCGCAGGCAGGUUGAUGACAGAAGCAAAUACGACCCGCCACCCAUCCACUCCCGCAGGCAAGUUGAUGACAGAAGCAAAUACGACCCGCCACCCAUCCACUCCCGCAGACAAGUUUAUGACAGAAACACGUACCCCCUGCAUCCUUUCAACCCCUCUCGCAGAUACGUCUCCAAUGGGAUGUACAAGCAGCCGGAUAAUGGAAACUCGUUUGAACAGCCGCCUCUUUUAUCUCGCAUACUGGAAACCAACACAAACAACGUGAUAAUGUGGGGAUCUGACCUUGAAGAACGCUUGGCUCCUGACUUUGAAGAACGCAUGGCUCCUAACCCUGAAGAAUUCAUACUUCCUGACUUUGAAGGACGCAUGGCUCCUGACUUUGAAGAACGCAUGGUUCCUGACUUUGAAGGACGCAUGGCUCCUGGCUGCAACGAAGAGUGCAAUGAAUCCGGAAAGUAUAAACCGCGGCCUGGUCACCCUCCGCCUUAUGUUUCCCGACGCAGUCAUACUAAUCUCAAUGCGAAUCUCAAUCUUAAUAAGAAUAGUUUGGUCUAA
Molecule: messenger RNA, 1221 nt
Organism: Dinoponera quadriceps
Lineage: Eukaryota; Metazoa; Arthropoda; Insecta; Hymenoptera; Formicidae
Product: histone-lysine N-methyltransferase 2D-like
Exons: 3
Coding region: 1-1221 (406 amino acids)
Source: RefSeq, a predicted model, not a curated record